Messenger RNA from Trichoderma atroviride IMI 206040, 1944 nucleotides. RefSeq lists its product as uncharacterized. The record is from RefSeq and is a predicted model, not a curated record. Gene Ontology annotation, cellular component: cytoplasm. Gene Ontology annotation, molecular function: iron ion binding; peptidyl-proline dioxygenase activity; L-ascorbic acid binding. Gene Ontology annotation, biological process: peptidyl-proline hydroxylation; regulation of translational termination. Lineage: Eukaryota; Fungi; Ascomycota; Sordariomycetes; Hypocreales; Hypocreaceae.
AUGAAGAGAAAGGCAGAAAGCCAUGCUUCUGGCAAAAAAGCCGGCAGCAAGAAGGCCAAGACUUCCAUUAGCCCAGAGGACGCAAAGAAGCGCUUCCGCAAUGGCCUCUUCGACGACUCCGUUCUCAAGUCAUAUACCACCGAAUACGCUGAAUCCUCGCCAUAUAAACAUGCCGUCAUCCACAAGCUCGUCGACGACAAGCUCCUCCGGUCGGUUCGAGACGAAGUCCGCGAAAACGUACAAUUCACCCCGAAAGAGACCGAUAUUUACAAGAUCCACCAAUCUGGUGACCUGGCCAACUUGGAUGGCCUCGACGACGAGUCUCUUGCCAAGCUGCCCUCUCUCCUUUCCCUCCGCGAUGCCAUCUAUUCUGAGACUUUCCGAAACUAUGUCUCCAGCAUCACCAACUGCGGCCCGCUGAGUGGCAAGAAGACAGACAUGGCCAUCAACAUCUACACUCCCGGCUGCUACCUGCUCUGCCAUGACGACGUCAUUGGCAGCAGACGAGUCAGUUACAUUCUCUACUUGACAGAUCCCGACAUCCCGUGGAAGCCCGAAUGGGGUGGCGCAUUGCGUCUGUUCCCCAUCCAGGAAAUCAAAAACAAGGAUGGCGACGUUGCCAAGACGCCGCUGCCAGACGUGGUCAAGGUCAUCCCGCCUGCGUGGAACCAGCUUAGCUUCUUCGCCGUCCAGCCUGGCGAGAGUUUCCACGAUGUCGAGGAGGUGUACCACGCAGAGACAAAGAAGCAGCUAGAGAAGGAAGGUGGCCGUGUCCGCAUGGCCAUCAGUGGCUGGUUUCACAUCCCCCAAGUUGGAGAGGAAGGCUACAUUGAGGGAGAGGAGGAGAGGAACGCAAAGAACAGCGGCCUCAUGCAGCUUCAGGGCAAUCCUGCUCAGUACGAUGCGCCGCAGGCCAACCCUGUCGCGAUCAAGAACCCAGAGAGCAGCGAGGCUGAAUUUGAGGAGGCUGAUCUGGAAUUCCUGCUGCAGUACAUUGCGCCAACGUACCUGACACCCGAUACGCUGGAGCAAGUGUCUGAGCAUUUCGAAGAGAACUCGAGCAUUACUCUUGCAGACGUCUUGUCCAAGAAGUUUUCCAAACGCGUCCAGGAUUACAUCCAGGCGCAGGAAAAGGCCUCUCUCCCCGAAGACAGUGCAGCUAUCGAGAAGUCUUCUGCCUGGAAGGUGUCCAAGCCGCCUCACAAGCACAGAUAUCUCUACCAGCAGCCUUCUACCAAAUCUAGCAAAUCCUCAGAUGAAUCACCAAUCACAGAGCUACUGGACAAGCUCUUCCCGAGUGAUCAAUUCCGCCGCUGGCUGCAAGUAGCCACCGGCUGCACCAUUGAGAACCACGACGUCCUUGCCCGCAGAUUCCGCCGCGGAAUGGACUACACUCUUGCCACGGGCCAUGAGGGCAAGGCUCGUCUGGAGCUCAACCUGGGUCUCACACCAACAACUGGCUGGGGAGACGUCGCCGACGAAGAAGAAGAGGAAGAGGAAGAGGUAGAAGCCAAGCCCAACGGAAAGAACAAGAAGAAGAACAAGGGCAAGGGCAAAGGAAAAGCAAAGGCUGUUGAGAAAGAGCCAGAGGAAGCUGCCGAAGUCGGCGGUCACGAAGUUUACAUGGCUGGUGAUGACGACAAUAACGAAGACGCCGCGGUGUACAAGUCGAGCGGAGAUGACGACAACAUUUUGUUUUUCCAGGCUGCUGCGUGGAACAAGAUGACGCUUGUUCUGCGUGAUAGCGGUGCUCUCAAGUUUGUCAAGUAUGUGAGCAAAAAGGCCAAUGGCGAUAGGUGGGACAUCUCUGGUACAUUUGAUGUAGAGGAGCCAGACGAGGACGAGGAAGGCGAUGAGGACGAGGAGGAUGGGGAUGAGGAAGAAGAUGAAGACGACGAGGCAGCAGGCUCAGGAGAAGACGAGUUUGAGGGUUUCUCGGACUAG